CUGCCGCAGUGCCGCUCCCCAGCCUUUCCCUUCCAUUUUCGAAAAUCCGUUCCUUCUUCCUCCAUAAUUACCACGUCGUCAUCCGAAGAGGGAAAAGGGGGUAAAGGAAGUCAUCGAUGGGGUUAUUUGAAUCGGAUUGGUGGCGCGUGGCGGCGGCGACGUUGGCCGUCGCUGUGGCGGCUGCGGCGGGCUUGUGGAGGGCAGUGCGGUUGGUGCACGAGUGGUCGUACGAGAGGAAUCUCGACGAUGAUCUUCGCCGUCGGCUUCCACCUGGGGAUUUAGGUUUUCCGUUCAUCGGCAACAUGUGGGCGUUUCUCCGAGCAUUCAAGUCGGGUGUUCCUGAUUCCUUUAUUGAUUCUUUUGUUCAAAGAUAUGGCCGCAUUGGGAUAUACAAGUCAUUUAUGUUUGGAAGCCCAACAAUUUUGGUUACUAUACCUGAAACCUGCAAACCAGUAUUGAUGGAUGAUGAGAACUUUGUAACAGGAUGGCCUAAAGCUGCUGUUGAACUUGUUGGAAAAAAGUCAUUCAUAGGAAUAUCUCCUGAGGAGCACAAGUGGCUCAGAAAACUAACAUCAGCUCCUAUCAAUGGUUACGAUGCACUUUCCACAUAUCUGAAGUUCAUUGAAGAAACUGUUGUAUCAACACUGGAGAAGUGGGCAGAGAUGGGACAAAUUGAGUUCCUUACUGAGAUUCGGAAGCUUACAUUCAGGAUUAUAAUGCAUAUUUUUCUUAGCAUGGAGGGUGACAGUGUGAUGGAGUCUUUGGAAAGAGUAUACACUGAUCUCAACUAUGGCAUGAGAGCAAUGGCAAUCAAACUUCCUGGAUUUGCAUAUCAGAGAGCCCUGAAGGCUAGGAAGAAAUUGGUGGAAGUUCUCCAAGCUGCCCUGGACAUUAGAAGGGCUUCAAGGGCCAGAGGAACUUCUAAGAAGGCAAAGGACAUGAUGGAUGGCUUAAUUGAUGUUGAAGAUGAAAAUGGCAGGAAACUGGACGAUGAGGAAAUCAUUGACACAUUGAUCAUGUACCUCAACGCUGGUCAUGAAUCUUCUGGCCAUAUUACUAUGUGGGCCACCAUAUUCCUGCAAGAAAAUCGUGAAUAUUUUGAAAAAGCCAAAGCAGAACAGGAAGAAAUCAGACGAAAUAUGCUACCCACACAGAAGGGAUUAACACUCAAGGAUGUCCGAAAAAUGGAAUAUCUUUCAAAGAUUAUUGAUGAGACAUUGAGGAUUGUGAACAUCUCCUUUGUGUCUUUCCGGCAAGCAACAACGAACGUUUACAUAAAUGGAUACUUAAUUCCAAAAGGUUGGAAAGUUCAAACUUGGUAUCGGAAUGUCCACAUGGAUCCUGAAGUUUAUCCUGAUCCAAAGAGUUUCAAUCCAUCUAGAUGGGAUGGUCUUGUUCCAAGGGCAGGGACCUUUCUUCCCUUCGGUGCUGGUAGCAGGCUUUGUCCAGGAAAUGACCUUGCCAGGAUAGAGAUCUCCGUUUUCCUUCAUUAUUUUCUCUUGGGUUACAAACUUGAACGUGCGAACCCAGAGUGUCCAGUGAGAUACUUGCCUCACCCAAGGCCCACGGAUAACUGUCUGGCAAGGAUCACCAAGCUAUUAACAACCUCAUCGUAAGCCAAAGCAUGUAUGUAAGAAUAUUUCAAAGUA
This is a messenger RNA of Dendrobium catenatum, 1649 nucleotides long. Its product is annotated as ent-kaurenoic acid oxidase. The transcript has 8 exons. The coding region runs from base 117 to 1616 and encodes 499 amino acids. NCBI's taxonomy places the organism in Eukaryota, Viridiplantae, Streptophyta, Magnoliopsida, Asparagales, Orchidaceae. Gene Ontology annotation, biological process: sterol metabolic process; multicellular organism development; brassinosteroid homeostasis. The record is from RefSeq and is a predicted model, not a curated record. Gene Ontology annotation, cellular component: endoplasmic reticulum. Gene Ontology annotation, molecular function: ent-kaurenoic acid monooxygenase activity; iron ion binding; heme binding.